CACAAGGAAACCGCCCGAGUUAGAAACGAAGACAACCAGUCCCCGACACUGCAUGGACAACCUUCUUUCUUGGACAACCAGCAGGGGCCAUCUUGAGAUCCUACACUCCCAUAAAAAGCAACGAAACAAAAAGCAAGCAACAAAAAGAAACCAAAAAUAACCACUACCGAAGCCGCAAAAUGUCAGAAAUCUACCUUGUUACGGGUGCGAAUGGUGGCUUGGGCCUUGACUCGGUUCGACGCCUGGCCCUCAUGCCCAGCACCAAGAAAGUGUACAUGACAUGUCGUUCUGAAAGCAAGGCAUCAGCUGCCAUGGACACACUCAAAGGCAAGGGUGUGGAUACCAGCAAGCUUCAGUAUGUCCAUUUUGACGCAUCUGAAACCCAGGAAGAAAUCUUUCAAAUUGUGGACUCUCUUGAGGAUGAACCCAUUAAUGGGUUGAUUCUCAAUGCUGGUGGUGUUGGAAAUGACAAGUCUAGGAAGCCAGUGGGACCAAAUCAUGUCCUCAAUAUUCACCAAAUCAACCUGAUUGGACACAUUCAGCUCGUUGAAGCACUGAAGCCAAAGCUGGCAGAAGGCUGCAGAAUUAUCUAUGCUGGAUCUGAAACAGCUCGUGGCGUACCCAUCAUGUUGAUUGGAAACUUCAAGAUGGGAGACACAAGUGAAUGGUACCAAGAUGAGCUCAAAGGAAAGUUUCAUGGCGUCUUCAGGGAUCCCAAUAUGCAUAUUUAUGCCAAGACAAAGGGGUUUGGUGUCUUGUACUUUGCUGAGUGGGCUCGACAGAACCCAAAGUACAAGGUGCUUGUAGUUUCUCCUGGUGGAACCUUGGGCACUGGUGUUUAUGAUGGAGAUGCCUUUCCACUUCAUUUUAGGUUGAGUUUGAGAGUCCCCGGUGCAAGGACCUUGACAAAGGUGUUGGGAAUCUUACACCCCUUGGAAGAUGGCACUGAUCGAUACAUUGAUGCUGUCACAGGUCAGUAUGAUGGCAGAUUUGAAUGUGGUGCUUUCAUUGCAUCCAAAAGAGGCACAACUGGCCCUGUCAGUGAUCAAAGUUCUCUUCGCUGGGCCAGGAAGUACAGCGAUCCAAAGAAGCAAAAGGCCGCCUUUGAAGCCUUAUCAGCCUUCACUGGUGUGUCAGAAUUUUCAAAUAAAAGAAAAACAGAUGACCAGGCAGAAUCUUAAAGCACGACGAAGAUACUAAAGAAAUCCUAUGCAUAACAACCGCGGUAUUUGUGAAACUACAAAGUGGCUGCUAUUUGUGUAAUCUACCUGGAGAUGUUACUAUACGGUACGGGUUUGCGUGCCAUAAAGUGACCAUGCACAACCCGAAAUGAAAUUUAGCCAAGAGACUGGGCGGAUCUCUUGGAGAUCUAGAGUAGCAUGUGGCUUGCUUCGAAAUAUAUCAAAUCUACAACUCUUAGUCUCAGCCAGAGAACAAUGCGAGUCUCAGUCAGAAACAGAAACAAACGAACGGACACAGGAAAGCAUCUAAUAUUGGUCCCAGGCAGAUAUAUGGUUUACUCUCUACCGGUAAGGUAAAUUCCAUUUGGUCGACUUUGAGCUGGGCCCCACUCCAUGUAGAGCAACCGAGCCUUGUCCAAAUCGGUUUCGGCCACCACACUGUUAUGCUCAGACGAUCCUUGACGUUGCCCUGCAAAUUUUGACCAAUUCGGCCCCAGAUCGCCAAUGUCGAUGUCCGAGCAGACCAAGGGAUUAGCGACAGGGGUGCUCGACUUGUGGAUUGUAGACGAGAAAUCCAUCACUUGCAAUGACGUCAUGGUCGUGGUGUGGACGCCAAUUCGGACGGAAAUGGUACUUCCCAUGCAGGCAAUGGUUUGCACAAUUUCUACGACGUCAUGCGAGUACCAAUGCGGCUUCGUCCUUCUUCAGUGAUGGCUUCAGUCAUUGUUUACUGCUCUUGAAUGACCUGUCGAUACGCCUGUACAUCCUUCUUAUUCUUAUUGUUGAGUGAAUCCAAGAAAUGUUCGACUGCCGCCACAAAUUUUUCCAAAUUCUCUUUUUACUUGAUUCACUCAGAAGACUCCGCUUGUUAGCAUACCGUCGAUGGAGAUGGGAUAGAGAUGAGAGAUAAGAUAAGGGAGACAAAAUGGGAGACUUCAGAGCAGCCAAAUGGAGGGACAAGAAGCAGAGUGAGAAGUGAGAAAAGGUUUCAAGCAAGGUUUGCCGUGUCAAGAAAAGGACAAAACCGGUACAAGGUGACUCACUCGAUUGAAGAAAGCUAUUUAAAAUAACAGUUCCUAUUUCCUAUGCCUUCCUGUAAAUAUUUAUUUAAUUAAUGAUUCGAGUACACACAAAAUUGAUGACUCAAUUGCUGUAAAA
This is a messenger RNA of Seminavis robusta, 2339 nucleotides long. The record is from the annotation of a GenBank genome assembly. Lineage: Eukaryota; Bacillariophyta; Bacillariophyceae; Naviculales; Naviculaceae.